Molecule: messenger RNA, 747 nt
Organism: Lactuca virosa
Lineage: Eukaryota; Viridiplantae; Streptophyta; Magnoliopsida; Asterales; Asteraceae
Source: the annotation of a GenBank genome assembly
AUGAGCACUGCUUACCACCCUCAAACCGAUGGCCAGAGCGAGCGGACCAUCCAAACACUUGAAGACAAGCUUCGAGCCUGUGUGACCGGUUUUGGCAAGUCAUGGGAUACCCACUUGCCCUUGAUUGAAUUUUCAUACAACAACAGCUAUCAUACAAACAUAAGGGUUACUCCUUUUGAGGCCUUAUAUGGUCGCAAAUGCAGAUCGCCUCUCUGCUGGGCUGAGGUGGGUGAUACCCAGCUGGCAAAAGGGCAGUCAUCGGACAGCACCCUUGCAGGACCAGAAAUCAUUCGAGAGACUACAGAGAAGAUAAUCCAAAUCAAAGCCCGACUCCAAGCGUCGCGUGACCGACAAAAGAGUUACGCUAACAAACGACGAAAACCUCUGGAAUUUCAAGUCGGAGAUCAAGUGCUAUUGAAGAUUCUUGCCCGAACUCGUCCGGUAGCCUAUAAACUGCAGCUACCUUCGGAGCUCAGCAAUGUACAACCCGUGUUCCACGUCUCGAAUUUGAAAAAGUGUCUAUCAGACGAAACUCUUGUCAUUCCUUUGGAAGAGAUUGAGAUAAACGAGAAUCUCUUAUUCGUCGACGAACCAGUCGAGAUAUUGGAUAGGAAAGUGAAACGUACGAAGAAGAGCCGCAUUCCGAUUGUGAAGGUUCGAUGGAACGCUAAGCGUCGACCGGAAUUCACAUGGGAACGCAAAGACCAGAUGAAGCAGAAGUACCCUCACUUAUUUUCUCAUUCAUGA